Molecule: messenger RNA, 1743 nt
Organism: Sphaeroforma arctica JP610
Lineage: Eukaryota; Ichthyosporea; Ichthyophonida
Exons: 3
Coding region: 248-1372 (374 amino acids)
Source: RefSeq, a predicted model, not a curated record
UUUGUCUCUGGGGUAGUCAAGAUAAUCAGAAUACUGAUGCAAACAAUAGCAAUAAGAGUAGUAGAGCCACGGCCGAUACGAAGAAAGUUUGUCUUCAACUAUCUUGAGAAGCGGGCCUUGAAUAACUUGCUUUCUGCCCGGAUAUAUCGAACCACAUUAUUUCAUAUACGAAGUAGUAUCUGUAUCAUCUGUUGCGCAUACAAAACAUCAUCUCUAUUUCGUAUACUUUAUACAACAUACAACCACAAUGUUGGCGUGCUCGGUAAGACCGCAUUGUAUGCGGCAGUUAACGGGAAAGUUACCCCACACAAUUCACACCAAUCUCGUACUACGCACAAUAGCACUCGGGGCUAACAGGCUACAGCGCAGUAAUAUACACUCGUUGAGCUCAGAUUCGAUCAAUCAUACAUAUGGUAGUGGACUUACACACACAAACAGUGUAUGCACACACUCACAGAAGCAACUGUAUAUACCGAGACAGUAUAUUUCAUACACACCGCACCCACCCGUACGCAUAUCCUGUGCUUACCAGGGAAAGCCCAGGCGGCCAGCCGCGCGACCAUCGCCUAUAAACACCUACAACACGCCUACACAACCGCAUUUAUACACGCACUUAGAUCACAAUGAUACGAAUAUGGCUAGGUUACCAGAUAGCGGAGAGGAUGCAUUCUUUGUGCAUGAAACUGAUGAUGCACACUACAUAGGCGUAGCCGACGGUGUAGGGGGUUGGCAGGAGAUGGGGGUCGAUCCAGCAUUGUUCGCUUGGGCUCUUAUGAAUCAUACCCGAGAUGCGAUUAGAGAGGGUAUGCACCUGGAUAUACGGGAUGCAUUGAAGUAUGCGCAUGAGAAAAUUGUGGAGGACGGCUUGGUUACGCACGGGAGUAGCACUGCGUGUGUUGUUAAGGUGGAGAAAAAGACUCGUAUAAUGACUGUGUGCAACCUAGGUGAUUCUGGCCUGCAAAUAUACGAUAGAGAUGGCAAAUUAGCAGCACGGACACCGUCGCAACAGCACGGGUUCAAUUUCCCCUAUCAGUUGGCUGUGAUGCCUCCAGAUAUGCGCGAGGGUGCCAUGAUGCACACUAUGGCAGACGGAGAUCUAUUCCAGUACCAGAUGAAGGAUGAACAGGUUAUGCUACUCGCCACUGAUGGCUUGUUUGACAAUAUGUUCCCAUCGGAUAUCGAGGCCACUUUCAAAGAAGUAGGUGUAGGCAAUAUGGAUAAACUUGCCACAUCCCUAGUUAGGAAAGCUGAGUCGCUCUCGAAGGAUCAAAGGAGGCGUAGUCCGUUCACGGUCGAGGCAGAGAAGCACGGAUAUACUGACAUGCUGGGCGGCAAACCAGAUGACAUUACACUCAUUGUUCUCGCCGUUUGAUCAGUGCGUUUGUCUACAUAUAUAUUAAUCUACUCAUAGUAAAAUUAGUUGUCGAUACCUGAAGAAAGUUCAUACUGAAGCGGAUGCGACCUUCUCGAUUUUGCCAUGAACGCUCACUUCCUUCAAUAGCGCGUCGAGCAAACACUCGCACAAGCAACAUUGAUGGUAUCAAAUCCGUGCUAGCUGUUUAAUUGGAACCAGAAUUUUUUGGAUUUCUGUGUGGAUAUCUGUUUAUAAGGGUCUGAAAGGUACAUGUCGAGGUGCGUAUGAACAGAACUGUACAAUCCCAAUGCUCUAGUGCGGCAUUGUGACUAUAGCUACCAUCAUCAAUUUACCACAUAAAGGCUAUCACCAAUAAAAACAGCGCCUCC